CCUCUCCUCCCUCGUUUUUUAGUCCAUUGUAGAGAUCUUUGCACUCAGAACACUGCUGGCCCCCUGGCUGUUAGAGAAACGCCGCUCGCGCUCCAGUGCUUUCCUGCUUCUUCUCGUGUCAAGUUCUCUCCACCGACCUCAGGGACAGAGACACACGGGUGCACCGUCCAUCAGCAAUUUAACACCCGGGGACAUUUUUUUUUUUUUAUUGUAUUGUUUAAUUUGCGCCAGUGCGCAAAAAAAAAGACGGACAGAAAGAAAGAGAAUCCGUGAGCGAGCGCGCGCGCGUCCGCGGUGCGCAACAGAGAGAAGGAAACCCGGAGUCCCAUUGUAAGACUUGAAGAGAACACACGGAUCGUGCGGGUGUGUGUGUGCGUUCCUUUUCUUUAUUUACUCCAGGAGGGAACUCGUAGUGAAGCGUGAAGUCAAGUCCGUGCGUUUUCUUGUAGGAUUUGGAGGAGAAAAAAUAAAUAUAUAAGAUAUCUCCAAGCAGAAGAAGCAAGGACAGCUGGACUUUGGGCAUUCUCUCUGGGUCGCUUUUCACGCAGAGCUUGGAGAUCUUAGUAAUGGAUUUCUGAAAGGAGGAAACGUUCAGAGUUUGUAUUAUGAGCGGAUUUUUACGCACAAAGAUCUUGAUGAUACAAACUUCUGAAGUCGUAAAAACAGUCGUGAGGAUAAGGAUCUAGACCCCGACUUUAGAGAACACUUCUUUAUUUUUCUAAGGACCGUUUAAAGAGCACCAGGGAAAAAGGUUUUCUUCAACUACAGAGAGAUACCCCGAGGUUGCCAAUGCCUGGAGUCAGCGUUUGAGUCGGUCACCAGACAUACGUUUCCUCGUCAAAAUGGGGAGCAUCUGUAGAUUCUUCAUUACCAUGUACCUGGCUGAAUUUGCCUUAUCGAGGAGCAUCAUGACGAAAGAAGUCCGCUUGAAAGAUUCCAGAGAAUCCCGGCCAGCCCUUCAGCCAGGCUUCCCAGAGAACACCACCGUAUUAGUUGGAGGCCAGGCGAAGUUGGUAUGUAAAGUCCAUCGGCCAGCCAUGACACGUCUCCAGUGGUUUAAGAAGGACAGGGAUCGCCUGGGGCCUGACGGAUCACCGCUUCUUAAACCCCUCACUCCUCUUCAAGACAACAUUUCCAAAGUCAACGUUUUUCCUUUAGUAAAUGUCACCCCAGAUGAUGCAGGAGAGUAUGUGUGCACAGGGAAAAACUCUGCUGGAUGGACAAGUAAUUCUGCAUGGCUGGAAGUCUUAACAGAAAUCAUUCCUGUGGAUCAGUUGUCUGAGAACCCAACAGAAAUGUCAGAGGAGCUGAGUGAGGAAACUUCAGAACACCUCCUGCUAGAACCAGGUGAUGUGCUCAAACUGCGCUGUGACACAAACCGUCCUGGAGCAAUCCACUGGUUCAAAGGUGAUGCGCGAAUCCAACAUAGCGCUCGAAUUCAGAUAAGAGCAGGAGUCAUGGAAAUCACAGACGCGACGUACGAGGACUCGGGAGUCUAUGUUUGCAUGAUCCGUGGCUCCAAAGAGGCUCUGCGGAACUUCACCAUCACUGUGGCAGAUGCUAUUGGAUCAGGGGAUGAUGAUGAUGAUGAUGAGGAUGAUGGUCAAGAAGACUCGGUUACAGAGACAGAAAAUGAGCAAGUCUACUUCUCCAGAGGCCCAUACUGGACCCAUGUUCAGAGGAUGGAGAAAAAGCUUUACGCUGUCCCAGCUGGAAACACGGUUAAAUUUCGCUGUCCAGCUACAGGAAGCCCACUGCCCACCAUCCGCUGGAUGAAGAACGGCAGAGAAUUCAGAGGAGAGCAUAGGAUUGGAGGAAUCAAGUUGCGGCAUCAGCACUGGAGCUUAGUCAUGGAGAGUGUGGUGCCCUCAGACCGUGGGAACUACACUUGUGUGGUGGAGAACAAAUACGGCUCCAUCACUCAUAGCUACCUCCUCGAUGUGUUGGAACGCUCUCCUCACAGACCCAUUUUACAAGCUGGUUUACCAACCAACAUGACAGUAGUGGUUGGAGGGGAUGCCCAGUUCCAGUGCAAGGUCUACAGUGAUGCGCAGCCACACAUUCAAUGGCUAAAGCAUGUUGAGUUGAACGGCAGCCGGUAUGGGCCUGAUGGUAUACCCUACGUCAAAGUUCUCAAGACAGGCAGCCUGAACAUGUCCGAGGUGGAGGUCCUGUAUUUGACGAACAUCACAAUGGAGGAUGCUGGAGAGUACACGUGUUUAGCUGGUAACUCUAUCGGCUUCUCGCACCAGUCUGCAUGGCUCACUGUCCUAUCUGAGGAAGAAGUGGCCAAAGAGAUGGACCUUAUGGAAACCAAGUAUACAGACAUCAUUAUUUACACUUCUGGCUUCCUCGCAUUGGUGAUGGCCAUCGUGAUUGUGGUCUUGUGCCGAAUGCAGACGCACCCCAGCAGGGAACACUUUGAUGCCCUCCCUGUGCAGAAACUUUCAAAAUUUCCCCUUCGCAGACAGUACUCGGUCGAGUCCAACUCCUCUGGGAAGUCCAGCGCUUCCCUAAUGAGAGUGGCACGUCUUUCCUCCAGCUGCUCUCCGAUGUUAGCUGGAGUCAUGGAGUUUGAGCUUCCCUACGAUCCGGACUGGGAGUUCCCAAGAGACAAUUUGACUUUAGGGAAACCUCUUGGCGAGGGCUGCUUUGGUCAGGUGGUGAGAGCAGAGGCUUAUGGGAUAAACAAGGAUAAUCCAGAUCAAGUAACCACUGUGGCAGUCAAAAUGCUGAAAGAUGAUGCGACUGACAAAGACUUGGCUGACCUUAUCUCUGAAAUGGAGCUCAUGAAGGGCAUGGACAAGCACAAGAACAUCAUAAAUCUUCUUGGUGUUUGCACUCAGGAAGGUCCACUCUAUGUUGUGGUUGAGUAUGCUUCUAAAGGAAGCUUGCGCGAGUACUUACGUGCACGCCGUCCUCCGGGAAUGGACUACACCUUUGACGUGACCAAGGUUCCCGAAGAGCAGCUCACAUUUAAGGACCUGCUCUCUUGCGCCUACCAGGUGGCACGAGGCAUGGAGUACCUGGCUUCUAAAAGGUGCAUUCACCGAGAUCUAGCAGCAAGGAACGUUCUCGUUACAGAGGAUAAUGUCAUGAAAAUUGCCGAUUUCGGUUUGGCGAGAGGUGUGCAUCAGAUCGAUUACUACAAGAAGACCACAAACGGACGUCUGCCAGUGAAAUGGAUGGCACCAGAAGCCUUGUUUGACAGAGUCUACACACACCAAAGCGAUGUUUGGUCAUUUGGAGUCCUGAUGUGGGAGAUUUUCACGUUAGGAGGCUCUCCUUACCCCGGAAUCCCAGUCGAAGAGCUUUUCAAGCUGCUGAAAGAAGGCCAUCGCAUGGACAAACCCUCCAACUGCACACAUGAACUCUACAUGAAGAUGAGAGAAUGCUGGCAUGCGGUUCCAACACAAAGGCCAACCUUCAAGCAGCUGGUAGAAGAGCUGGACAGAGUGCUGCUGUCUAUUUCAGAUGAGUACCUCGACCUGUCGACGCCUUUUGAACAGUACUCCCCAUCUUGUGAGGACACUUCCAGCUCUUGUUCUUCAGACAAUGAUUCAGUGUUUACCCACGAUGCCUUGUCCACCGAUCCGUGCCUGCUCGGUUAUCACGAUGUUCGCUCUCGGCUAGACAUGAAGACACCGCUACGAUAAGGGCUCAUCCGGCAGAGGACUCCAGUUUAUGGAUAUCAGAGAUCACCUUUAAAACACUUGCGGUACAAAGCAGUCACACGAGGAGUGGACUUUGGCCUUUGAUUGCUCUGCGCUAAAAAAGAACAUUAUCAUAAUGCUUGGCACUAGAAAACCUGGUGACAAAAACGGCUGCCUCAAAUAAUCAGGUUUCUAAUACAGGACUGCCUGGUAAAGAAGCUAAACUCAGUUUCUUUUGUAAUGAAUGAAUGCUGCUUAUUAUGUAAAAACUAUUAUUGUAACUAUUAUGUAAAAGUAUCUGAGCAGCAUAGGAGUUUCAACCAUAAUUUUUUUUUUGUUUAAAAAAAGAGAACAUUUAUUUUGAUAUAAAAGUUGAUUUAGCAUUGUUACAUAUAAAUUUCUCUCUAUAUAAAGAUUAUUCUACUUUUUUUUCUAUUUAAA
This is a messenger RNA of Silurus meridionalis, 4094 nucleotides long. RefSeq names its product fibroblast growth factor receptor 4 (gene fgfr4). The transcript is spliced from 21 exons. The record is from RefSeq and is a predicted model, not a curated record. The coding region runs from base 843 to 3656 and encodes 937 amino acids. Gene Ontology annotation, cellular component: signaling receptor complex. Gene Ontology annotation, biological process: multicellular organism development; positive regulation of ERK1 and ERK2 cascade; protein phosphorylation. Gene Ontology annotation, molecular function: ATP binding; fibroblast growth factor binding; fibroblast growth factor receptor activity. Lineage: Eukaryota; Metazoa; Chordata; Actinopteri; Siluriformes; Siluridae.